This is a messenger RNA of Ostreococcus lucimarinus CCE9901, 2448 nucleotides long. RefSeq lists its product with no specific name. The transcript is spliced from 2 exons. Lineage: Eukaryota; Viridiplantae; Chlorophyta; Mamiellophyceae; Mamiellales; Bathycoccaceae. The coding region runs from base 1 to 2448 and encodes 815 amino acids. Gene Ontology annotation, molecular function: nucleic acid binding; ATP binding. The record is from RefSeq and is a predicted model, not a curated record.
AUGGAUGUGGACACAUUCGUGGAUCAUCUCAAAACGACCUUGGCGUCGAGCGGGCAAAUCGUGCACGUGGAGAACAUUCCCGCGAAACCGGCGGCGCGUACGCCUCUCGCGUCAAAGUUGAGCGACGUCACGCUCGCGGCCUUCGCCAGUGCGGGUAUUGAUAUCGAAAGAAAAUUGUUCAGUCACCAGGCGCGCGCGAUUGAAACCGUGCUCGACGAGCGCGAACCGCGAAAACACGUCAUCGUCGCCUCUGGUACGGCUUCUGGUAAAUCGGUGUGCUAUAACGUGCCAACGAUUGAAACAUUACUCGCGGACCCAACGGCGACGGCUUUGUACAUGUUUCCCACCAAGGCUCUCGCGCAAGAUCAGCUACGAGCGCUACGCAACAUACUGUCGAAUAUUCCGAGGAGCGAAGAGACGGUGUUUGAGAUCGGGAUGUACGACGGGGACGUUCGCGAGGACGCACGCACGGAAGUCCGCGAAAACGCACGUUUAAUCAUCACUAAUCCAGACAUGUUGCACGUAAGCAUGUUACCGUCACACAAGGCGUGGGCGCGCGUAUUAUCUGGGUUACGAUAUGUCGUCGUCGACGAGGCACACGCAUAUUCGGGUGUCUUUGGUUCGCACGUCGCGCUCAUAAUCAGACGUUUGCGACGGUUGUGCUCGGAACUCUACGGAUCGUCGCCACAGUUCAUAAUCAGUUCGGCGACGGUGGCCAACCCGCUCGAGCACGCGCGAGAUUUGAUUGGAUACGACGGCGUGCACCCAGAGCGCGAUGUCAUCGAGGCGGUAACAAACGAUGGCGCGCCUCGCGGCGUGAAGACAUUUUUACUGUGGAACCCGAUGCUAAAACCCGGGCAAUCGAAGCAAACGAACACCGAACGCAAAUUUAGACGCGAGACUCUCCUUGCCGAGUGCGUGCAGCACAACCUACGCUGUCUCGCCUUUUGCAAGACGCGGAAGCUCUGUGAGCUCGUGCUCGUGUACACGCGAGAGAUUUUGCGCUCCUCGGCGCCACAUUUGGCCGACAAAGUCGCGUCGUAUAGAGGUGGAUACGAAGCGAUUGAGCGACGAGCGAUUGAAAAGGAGCUAUUCUCGGGUGUCCUUCUCGGCGUUGCCACGACGAACGCGCUCGAACUCGGCAUCGACGUCGGUUCGCUUGACGUGACGCUGCACCUCGGGUUUCCAGGCUCCGUCGCAUCACUUUGGCAGCAAGCUGGUCGUGCUGGUCGGCGUGAAGGGCACGCACUUUCAGUCUACGUCGCGUUUGAUGGCCCUUUAGACCAGCAUUUCAUGCGACAACCGCGCGCGCUCUUUGAUGCCCCGCUGGAGAUGAGUUACGUGUGGGCCGAGAAUCCAACCAUCGUAGAGCAACACCUGGCGUGCGCGGCGUACGAGCGCCCUUUGUUCGCGAAUCCCGACGUCGACGAGGUAUACUUUGGCCCAAAGACGCGGGAAAUCGCUGGAAAGCUCGCACGCAACAAGCUCAUGCGAGAUGCGCGAUCUUUAGUCGCGUGGGAUCUAAACGCCGCCAUCGCGCAACCGCUUCUCGCGGCGACGGACAAGACGCCCGCGCUCGACGUGAGCGUGCGCACCAUCGAAGAGGAACGCUACGAAGUCAUAGAUAUCGGUGGAGCUCGUGAAAAAGUCAUCGCGAGUAUCGAGGCGUCCAAGGCAUUCUUUGAAGUGUACGAAGGGGCGGUGUACACGCACCAAGGGCGCACCUUGCUGUGCACCAAACUCGAUAUCCCGCGCCGUCGAGCAUUCGUGCGUAUGGCGGAUGUGAAAUAUUUCACUCGCGUGAAACAUGAGACGACGUGUGCGGUGCCCGGUGGCAUGCGUGCGUACGAAGAGACGAAAGAUGCGCUGUCGAUCAAAUGCGAUCAAGUCGACAUCCGAACGACUUUCACGGGUUUCUCGCGAGUCGCUCGCGGAUCGCAAGCAAAGUUUGAUCACGAGGCGUUCCCUCCCAGAACGACCGAAUUCCGAACCGUCGGCACGUGGCUUCGUAUUCCCGACGACGUCGUCACCGACGCAUCCGACGCCGGAAUUGACCUUCGCGCCGGCGUGCACGCCGCGUCGCACGCCUUGCUCAACGCGCUUCCCCUAAGCGUUCCAUGCGGCGACGCCGACGUCGGCUGCGAGUGCUUCUCCGCUGACCUGUACCGACACACCUCGCGAUACGCUCCGUUUCGGUUCUUGAUCUACGACCGCCACCUCGGCGGCGUCGGCAUCGCCAAGCGCGCGUCCGCGCUCUUCUCCGACCUCGCUCGCGUCGCCGUGGCUCUCGUCGAGCACUGCGCGUGCGCCCGCGCCGACGGCUGUCCUCGAUGCGUCCAGCGCCUGUCGUGCGACGCGCACAACGCGCACAUCAACAAAAAAGCCGCGCUGUGGCUGCUACGUCGCGUGUUCGCGAACGAUUUGAAACCUAGCGAUUGUGUAGAAUAG